GUAACAGCCGACAAGAGGUCAUAUUUGAUUGACGGGUCUAUCGCAGUGUGUUGAGUUUGUUGUCGGACAUUUUCUAGGAUUUAUUAAUCUAAUUUCUGCUAUAAUCCACUUAAAGUGGUUGAUGGGAUUAAACGUCCAGAAAGAGCUGGGUGGCUAGGAUACCAUGCCCGUGGACCACCAUGUGUACAACCCGUCAACCUCAGCUGGUAUAGACAGCUCGUAUAAUGCAGAUGAGUCAGCUGCUAGCAUCCUUAAAUCAGUUAAAGCACAGGAAGCCCACUUUGAACAUCUGACCAGAGAGUUGGAAGCAGAGAGGGAGCUGGUAGCCAGCAAGAUAGAGAAGAGUAGGAUAGGUAGCAAUUCUCCCAGCAUGGCUAGCAUCUCUAGCGCAGACGAGUCCUUCCAUUGGCGUGGUCCCCCAUCCCAACAACAAUCGUACUUGGAAGCGGACAGUAUGGGGGAGCAUGACACUUCUAAAAUGAGCUCACACCUUUUGGAUUCAUGUUUGCAAGAGCUGGAGAACAGGGGAACUAUGAAUGUUGGGUACGUGCGUGAGGACAGCAACAUGGACUACAUUCAGGAAGACCCCUACAGCAGCAGCCACCGCAUGCCGCACCACAGCGACCCCUACCAGCCGACCUACAAUGCAGGCAGCUACAAUCCCAGUGCACCGUACGAGCGAGAGCACUCACCACAUGGCUCACACGUUUCCUUACAGAGCGCGGGAAGCAACCGACCAGGAUCUAGGGCCAAAGGUUAUCCACAGGACCAGCAGAAUGGAAACUACGCCACAUAUCAGUCUAUUUCCCUGCCAGUAGACGACCUGAGAGCGUCGCCACUCCCCGGGACAGCCUCGCCCCUGGGCCCGGAUCCAUCCAGGUUUACACCCAAUCAUCUGCCUGUGAACUAUCGUAAUUUGUCGCCGCACGGCAGUGUCUCACGCUAUAGUGAGGACUCGCAGCCGGGCGGCUACCACCCACAGACCUCGCUAGAUCAGUAUGACAGCUUUGGACCCAGGGAUCCUGCUUAUGCAGACAACAGAAAUAAUUAUCAAGUCCCACCCGACCAUGGUGCCUCACCCUACAGAGGACAGGAUCCCCGGUACCCGGACUAUGAAGACCAGUAUCCUGAACCGCAGUACCGGGACCAAGCUGAUGAGCUGCAGAACCCAACAUCUCCCGUCAGAGACCUUUACAACGGCGCACCACGCUCUGACGAGUUCGAUCGCUAUGGCGACCAGCCUCCGAUCCCCGACAGCCAGUACCCAGAACCUCUCGACCACAGCAGGGACCAGUCAUACCAUAACGACGAUUACGGCAGCAGACCGCCUCAAUAUUAUGACGACGACCACCAGAACAGGUACCCCAACAAUGAGCCCAGUUACCACGACGAUCCGCAGAACCCACGGUACGGCGAUUAUCCCAAUGAUUCCUUUCAAGGUCCUGCAGCUGCCCCCGGGGAAAGAUACAGCUAUCAGGAUCCUUUGAAGGACCAGUACCCUAGUCAUCAAGAUGACCAGUACGGUGGAGAGCCUGUCCGUGAAGAUAAUCCGCCAUACAAUGGCAACUAUCCGAAUGACUCUAUUAAUAACGAGCCACGUUAUCGCGACAGUGUCGACCACCCGGACGAUCCGUACAGAGAUAAGGAACCUGACCUGUACGGGGGUCAGUCUCCCGGACCCAGCCUUAAAGAGGAUCGUCGAUCACCAGCGAUGUACCAAGAUCCGUACGCCAACCAUCCCGGGGACGAUCCCAGUCUGAUUCACAAAAUAGAGGGUCUGCCACCGCUAAGACAGGACCCGUUCGCAGAUGAUCCAUUCCAGCAGCAGAAGGAAGGUUUGAGGCCAAAUGAAGAGGAUCCUUACCAUCGCGGUCCUUCACCAUCACAAGGUCCAGGGCCGUAUGAAGAUCAGGGUCCCUCGUAUGGAGAUCAGGGUCCCCCGUAUGGAGAUCAGGGUCCCCCGUAUGGAGAUCGAUCCUAUGACGACAGGGAUGGUCCAUCUGCUCCAUACGACUCGAGUGCCCCACCCCACUACGAUUACCAAGACAACCAGGUACCCCUGUACCCCGAGGAUGAGGUUGGCAAGCACGAGGGUCAGAUGUUGGGGGCUCCAGUUGACCGGUUCUCUGAUGGACACCGCACCCCGUCAGAUGGGGGCCAGCAUGGAACUUUACGGUGGCGGGAUCCCGACCUACAGGAAGUGAUAGAUUACCUCAGUCACUACGAUGUCGACGUCAGGUCCCACGCAGCAGCUUAUCUACAACAUCUCUGUUUCAUGGAUGAUGGCAUUAAAGCCAAAACAAGAGGCCUUGAUGGAAUCCGUCCUUUGAUCAACUUGCUCAGCCAUGAAUACCCGGAAGUACACAGAAAUGCAUGUGGUGCUUUACAAAAUCUGUCCUAUGGCAAAACCAAUGAUGAAAAUAAGAAAGCGAUAAAGAACGCUGGAGGUAUUCCAGAACUGGUGCGUCUGCUACGCAAGACCCAGGAUGGGGAAGUGAAAGAAAGCAUCACCGGAAUCCUCUGGAAUCUUUCUUCAUGCGAGGAUUUGAAGAAGCCUAUAAUAGACAGUGCUUUAGCUGUUCUUGUGAAUUCUGUGAUAAUUCCCCACUCUGGCUGGGACAGGCUGGGAUCCUCUCCAGAGCAGCAGCGCUGGACAUUAGUCUUCAGAAAUGCAACAGGAGUAAUUAGAAAUGUGAGCUCCGCAGGUUACGAAGCCCGAAAAAAGUUACGUGAGUGUCGCGGACUGGUGAACUCUUUGUUACACACGUUAAAGUCGUCUCAAGAUAAUGACAUGGACAGUAAGCCUGUUGAAAACAUUGUGUGCGUGUUCCGCAACCUGUCGUACCGGAUACAGGAAGUUGAAGAUCCCGAGUUCUACAAAAAAAGAACGUUAACAAACCAACCCGUUCAGAAAAAUGAUAAAACUACGGGUUGCUUUGGCGGUGGAAAGAGCAAGAAAGGUUCUAAUAAGGGAGCCGACAGUAAAACAGCAAGUCAGAAGGGACCACCUCAGCUGCCUCCAGGUGCUAAUGAGUACAAGGCAUUGUGGGGGAUGGAGAUUUUACAGGUGUACUCGGCAUUGCUCAAACAUAGUUCUAAUGAGGUGACGCUCGAAGCUUCGGCGGGUGCAAUUCAGAAUCUUACAGCUUGUGAUUGGCAGCCUGCUGUUGAAAUCCGAGCGUCUGUGCGCAAGGAAAAGGGUCUUCCCCAUCUUGUUGAUCUUCUGACCUUCCCAUCUGAUCGUGUUGUGUGCGCUGCAGCUACGGCACUGCGUAACCUCGCCAUCGACGAGCGCAACAAGGAGCUGGUGGGCAAGUACGCCAUGCAGCAACUGGUGCGCAAGUUACCCCAGCAACGCAACGCCCACCCCACCACGCCAGACGACACGCUGUGUGCUGUCAUAGCAACCCUGUAUGAAAUUUUGAAGAACCAGGAGUCUUUCGCUCAGUCAUUUUUCAAGGAGAAUGGCCUUCCUCGGCUAAUGAACAUCACUAAGUCAGAAGGCCAGUAUUUGGCAAGAACCAUCAAAUAUGCUGGAUCUGUGUUAAAAAUCCUUUGGUCUUUCAAAUUUUUGCACCAGGAAUAUAAUCAGAAGGGUUAUACUGAAAGAGACUUCCUUCAGCAUUCAACCUCACCAAGACCUGAAGGUUCGAAACCAUACAGUGAUACCAGAAGUGCUCCUUCCAGUAAUCACACGACACCUUACAACACGCUGAGUCGACCCAUGUCGGCCCAAGGCUACGACGACAACACGUUAACACCUGGACGGCCCAUGCAGAAACGCGUGCAGGACCCUUACGGAAGUAGGACUGAGAUGGAUGGCUAUCUUGCCAUGAACCAAAGCAACUCGAGGCUAAAUGCAGAUUCGGGCGAUGGUUACUAUGAUACAAAACAGGUUGAAGACAUCCCACUCACCGAGAUCGGACCUGGUUACACGCCCAUAGAUGAACCUCGUCAACACCGAACCAAGCCCCCAGUCGGAGGGGUGCCACUCUUCCCUAGUGUACCUCCUAGUGAGCCGACGCCACCUGAUCUGUACUCGGACGACCCGAGCAGCCCACCAGAACCUCUGUAUGCACAGGUGAAGAAAGGAAACCGGCGGCGUAACGAUGACUAUGUUCACACAAACAAGCUCAUGCUCGACAGUAGUGGACCGGAGGGUGGGGCGGAUUCUUGGGUCUGAUGCACAACAUAAACAGAAAGACGUUAAAACUGGUGUGGAAAUUUGUAACCUGGACCUGCAGUGGUGGAGCACAAAUCAUCUAAUUCGUUAGCUCUAAUUAGCUCACAGAACAUUAAGCCCAGCAAGUUAUUUUAACUAAAAAGGUUGUGAAACUGCUUCAUUCAUGAAGAUGUGAAACACAAUUGGGCCAUUUGGGGGGAAUAUGGUUGUUGGAAUAAACAUUAUGGUUGUUGGAAGAAAACAAUAUGGUUGUUGAAAGAAAACAAUAUGGUUGUUGGAAGAAAACUAUGGUUGUUGGAAUAAACAUGGUUGUUGGAAGAAAACAAUAUAGUUGUUGGAAUAAACAUGGUUGUUGGAAGAAAACAAUAUGGUUGUUGGAAUAAACAUUAUGGUUGUUGGAAGAAAACACUAUGGUUGUUGGAAGAAUACGGUUGUUUGGGGAGAACAGUAUGUGCUUGUUGGUACACAUUAAAAUUAUGAUUGGUGAAAAACAUUCUAGCGAUAAGGAUGUUGAGACGAGAUGCUUAAAUUUGUUUUACUGCACUUGUGUCUUAAAGACAAAAAUACAGUGACUUGUGUGAUGUGAUUCAGUAGAAUGGAUGGAUAGGACAUUGUGAUUGUAAGUAAAUAAUGGAGACAUCAUGAUCACCAAUAAAUAAUGAAGAUAUUGAUAUUAGAAGCAAGAUGGCCCUUGCACUUCAGAAACUCACUUCUGCCAAACACAAGUUGAGGAGACUGGCAGUUAAAAGAAUUCAUCUCGUGUCUCAUGUUUAAAACAGUUCAUGUGAAUAAAUGCCUACAUAUCUUAAUAUUCAGUUGUGUCAGCAGAAAACAAAACUGAUGGGAACCAGUUUUAUGUUGAAGAAUUUCUCUGUUAACACCAUUUGCAAGGGCUGGAAGUGACUGAUGAAUGUGGAAACCAAUAAUGCUUUCCUAUGUGACCAGUGAAUAGAUUAGUAUCGUAUAAACUGAAUGGUGAAUAUAACACGGAAAAUCUGUCGAUGUGAACUAGCAGCAUGUGUUUUUAUAAAAUCAAUGUUCUGGGAUGUAAAGACUUGUGAAGUGUACGGAAUCAGUAUGGACUAUGAUUCACGAUUGCCUGUAGAAUAAAUUAGAGAUCACAUUGUGCAAUGAUGUAGACCAAUCUGAAAAUACCAUUUUCACAUCAUAAAUAUUUUUAUAUAGCGGAAAAACGGUAAUUGGUUCCAAGAAGAAAAGUGAACAUGGUACAUACAUAUUUCUGUAAUUAUUCAUCAUUCUCUUGUUUGUACAUCGGUGUUGACAUUUAUAGAUGUUAUUUAUUCCAGAGCUUUUAUUUUAUCUUCAUGCCUUUCAUACUUCCAGCAUUUAAAAAAUGCAUUGGUUUCACAGUAUAAUGUUUCCCAUAAACAUUUCAUUCAUUUAAUAGUCACAGUUUCAUAGCUGUUCUAAUGUCAAGAUCAAAUGUUUGAGAAUGUUACCUGUAGGCCUAAUUACUUUGGAUUUUGGAGUCGAUGCAGGAAUGUUUUAGGAAAAGGGUACCGGUACAGCAUAUGUAAAAGACAAAGGUCUACACAGUUGAGAGAAGGAGUGAAUCAUUUUUAAAAAGCAAUUAUACUAUUAAAAAGGCACCACAGUGCAUUUAUAUUGAUGUAUGGCAGUCUUCCCAAGACACCCCAAGUGGUCUUGACCAAGAUAUUACAGGUCCACAACUGAAAACUAAUUUAUUUUAUGCAUUUGUUAAUUACUUGAUUUUUCAGGGCACUUUUAAAUUCAGUGGGGGUGAGUAAAACAAACCCAUUACCUCCCCCUGGGAUCCGUAUCCUGCGCUUUAUGAAAACAGGUUACCAGAAUUUGUAAAGAAUUUUUUAUACUUUUUUUUAAAGUCUGAAAUAUGGUGUUUCAUUAUUUUAAACUAAACUUUGUAGCCGUUGAAGUUUAUGAAUUGCCAAACUGAGAUGUACAAGCAAGAUAUUGGUGGUUUCUAUUGUUUUUCUACUAUCUGUUGGCAACGUAUGCUAAAAGUCUGUAGUUACUGAACAUUUGCUAUAUUACCUAUCAAACUGGUUAUCACCAUAACCAUCUGCUACUGGAUGUUUAGUAUAUUACAUAUCAAACUGGUUAUCAUCAUAACCAUCUGCUACUGGAUGUUUAGUAUAUUACAUAUCAAACUGGUUAUCACCAUAACUGUCUGCUAUGGAUGUUUAGUAUAUUACAUAUCAAACUGGUUAUCACCAUAACCAUCUGCUACUGGAUGUUUAGUAUAUUACAUAUCAAACUAGUUAUCACCAUAACCGUCUUCUAACUUGUUUGUAUACACUUUUGUGUAGACAUUUCGAAUUAUUUCAUGAUCCAGUCAAUUCUCCAUCAUCGAUUAAUUUAAGGAUGUGGGAAGUGCUGUGUGGUCUCUUAAAAAGUGGAUAUAACCUUUUUUAGGAGGAGAGAGGCAGAAUGGAGGAAAUGUGGCAUGUUAAGAAGACAUUUUGAAGCCUCGAUAGCUUAUAGCAUGAUUUUACAUUUGGAGUCGUGGUCAUCUAUCAUUACUUAAAAAAAACUAAAAUUUGCAAAAAUGUAUUGGCCUAUGGCCUGGAAGAUUUCUAGGAGAGACAGAUUUUUACCACCACUCCCAUGCACUAGCUACAGUCGUGGUGCGAGUUAUAUUUUUGAGAUUUAAAUACCACUUUAUUCCUGAGGGGGGGGGGGGGGGGGGGGGGGUCUUCUUGUUUUUUUGGUCAUUUAGGUUAUUUUUCUGCGGUUUUUAUUUGAAAAAAAAAAAAUGCAUGUAAUAUUGCAGAUGCAGUCAAAUGUGGAUAUUUUGCACAUGUUGCCAACAAUGAAAGGAUGUUUGAAUAAUAAUGGAUACUAAUUAGGUUUCAAAUUAACUUAGUAACGUCAGCCUCAUGGUUUAGAUGGUUUAUAUUUUAAGUUAACUUAAGCUCAUUGAUUAUUCUUGUAUCAUGACACAAUGAAAGGCAUUAUAUGUGAUUUUUUAUUCCAUUUGUUUUAUAAUUUUGUAAUAUAAAAAAUACUUUUUGUAUAGUCCAAUACUAUAUCUUUCUUCUCAUCAGUGGCUCUCAAAUUUGUUUUGAUCUUUUUAUUAUUGUUUGUUUUUGUUUUAAUGUAGACAUGUAUGACUGUUAACAUUCUGCAAGUAAUAUGUAUAUACAUUUGUGUGCAUUCGUGUGUGUGUCUGUGUGUAUGGAUGUACAUUUUAAGCAAUAUAAUAUUGGAGGCCAUGUUUGUUGUUUUGAAUAUGUAAAUGAAGUACUCCUUAAUUUGAUAGGGAAUAGAAUUCUUAUUAUUAUUAUUAAUAUUAGGUAGGCAUAUGUACAUGCUCACAAAAUUUUAUAACUCUUGACUCAAAGCUGAACUUUUAGUCUGAAGUUAAAACUCAUUUAAUAAAGGUUUAUAAACUUAACAGAUGGGUUAAUAAAGAAAAAGAAAAAUGUUAUAAAAAAAACUAAACAUAUGUGGGUUUUUUAUAUAUUAGUUGCUACAGUUACAUUUUUUUAAUACCAUGAUUAAUUGUGCAAGACUUGAACAAAUUUAGGAAUACCUUGAGAGAAAAUUUUAUUCAUAAGUUGAGGUUAAAAUUCAUCGAUAAAUAAUUGUUGAAUUUCUACAGAUCAGUACAUCUUAACCAACUCUGAAUUGUAACCCGUGCCUAUGGUGGUUUGUACAUCAACCAUGUGGGGAAAACAAAGUUGUAUUUUGUAGAUGGAUAUAUUUUUUUAACUUUUCAAGCUUGAUGAUAAUCUGUGCUUUAUAUUUAUCACUUUUAGGAUAUCUAUUGCUUUUUUAAAUUGAUCAUUUUUGUAUGUUUAUCUUCCUGAGAAAAAGAUUAGGUCUAUAUUGUAAUGCUUUUAGCUCAAGCUGAUUGUAAUCAGAUUGCCUCAUCUUAUAUAGUUGUCACGCACCCAUUGUUAAGAAUUUAUAGUUUUAAAUGAUUCCUGCUAAGGACACCAAACAAAAACCCUUUUAGUUGUCGUCCCUGAUCUGAUAAAGGGAAGUAGAUUGUGAGAUAUUAAGGAACACAAUGUUUGGUUCUCUUUGUCUUGGUACAUGGUACAUACAGGAAGAUGAAGAUUGAGAACAUUUUUAAUGAUAGAUUAAAGUAACAGACCAUAGUUUUUAAACACUAUGACAUUUUUAACUAUUAUAGCUGUUUUGGAUAAUUUAAAUUAGAAGUACUUAAAUUUUAUUGUUCAGAAUAUUAAUUUUAGUACACCUGCAGUGGUUCUGGUCAUUCAGGCUUUUGCAAUAACCCAACAUGCAUUUUUUCAAAAUUCCAAAAACACACGUUCGUUUGAGAAAUAAUGGUUAUCAAGAUAAGCUCUAGUUGUUUUCAGAUGGUAUUAUCCUGUUUGAACAUCACAGACUUUAGCUUCUCUCUGUUAUAACCUUAAAACAUGUUGUCGAUUAACUAAGCUUAGUGACCAUUUUCACUGGCUGAAACUAGGGUCUGCACCUUUAAGAAAGGUGGUUUGGUGUCAUAUUUUGACACAUUUAAACAUACAAAAAAAAACCCACCUAAAUUUUUUAAAAAUAAUUUUGACACUUUUGUUUAUAACUUUACUAAUGAAUUUAGGACAAUAAAAUAUCCAAAGUUCUGUUAAGUAAUAAUUCAAACAUGUUUUGGAUCAUAUUAUUUGUUUCAAAACCGUAAGAGUAACCAUGUGCUAAUCAUUUGAAAUACCCUUUAAAUAAAUUCAUAAAAAAAAGUUUUACAAUCAUACUAAUUUUGCAACUUUCCUAAGACUGAAUGAAUAUUUAUUAGGAUCACACAUGUACAUGGUCUGUUAAGCUUGUCAAGAUGAAAUGAUCUCAAAUGUACAACAUUGUUUAUUACUCCCAACUUCACAACUGAUUAACAUUACUAAACUGGUUUAAUAGUAACAUUGACUGUUGACUAAUAUCUGCUUAUGAUACCAGUAUUUACUUCUUUCAUAUUAAAAUUCCUUUGUGCUAGUCACCAAGAGAAGCUUAUGACAGAUUUGUAGUAGGAGUACCGUUCUUUUCACUGGCUAGACCAGUUGUCUCAAUUAUGGUACUGAAAUUAUUUGUAAAAAAAAAAAAAAAAUUUUUUUUUUUUUUUUAAAUUUCAGUUUAUCAAAGUAUGUUUCAUUGUUUUAGCUAAUGUGAUUAUAACUCUGGAUUUGAGUUUUAACAAAAUUAAGUUUGAGCUGUGAGUAAAAAGAUUUAUCAGUCUACUCCCUUGAUAUACAAUGUACAUGUAUUGGCAUAAUUUUAUCCUGUUUUCGUAGAUUUUAAAAUAAAUGUUUACACAAAUAUCUCUUUAUUUUGCUGUUAUUGGUUCACUGUUAUUUAUAACAAUAUCUUUAUGAAAAUGGCUCUCAUAAGCUGUAGGUCUAUUUGAAAAUAUGUUGCCAAAUACUAACUGAAUAAUGUGUUCCAGCUAAUAAUAUAGAGGUGCAUAUAAUUCUUGUUCUCAUUUGUGAAAUGUCUCAACAUGUAGAAAAUCAAUAUAGAAAUGUGUCUCAGAGGUUCGUAUAGACUGGUCAACACUCCCCAUCUCCUUGUUCUUCAAAACCAGUGGCAACAAAAAGUCUGAAGAAAUCACACGCACUUGUUGCAAAUAAUUUGCCAUCCUUUUUCAUCAGGCAUAGCGUGCAUACCAAUUUAAUAAUACAUGUAUACAAGCACAGGUUAAAAACAUAAUGAGUGGUUUAUUCAAUAAAAAUGCUUGUGGAAGAAAAGUUAUUGUUGUGCGGUUGCCCAAGUUUGAUUUGGAUCUACAUUAUUUUCUAUAUUCUUAGGCCUAAAAAAAAAUGUGUUUCAGGUUUCAUCAUUGAAAAAAAAUAGGGUAGGUAGGUAGGAUUUAAAACAAAGUAUAGAAUCCAACCAAGAAACCGUAAUCAGCCAAGUUCUUCCAAAUCUAGUUUGCUGAUAGAUUGCAAAAAAUCAGGGAUUGUGAUUUAAAAAAAUAAAGGAAUAAAUUUCAGGGUCGCUACAUAAAAUUAGUGUAGGUCAGGAAACCGGAAAUACACAUAUAUUUUUAUUAGGCCUUAUGUUAAAGUGGCAGUCCUAGUUUUUAAACAUUAUGGCAUAUUUUUCACUGAUAGAGCCUGUUUUAUCAUUGAAGUCAGAUUUUACUUAUAUUUUAUUGUUUAGAUUAUCAAUUUCCAUUAAUCCGAAGUGUCUAUGGUUAUCCUGGUAUUUGUAAUGCCACGAAAUGCAUUUUUCACGGUUUAAAAAUGCAUGUACUUCUAAGAAGUAACUGUUUGGGAGAUGAGCUUUGGUCUAUUUUUAGAGGGUACUUUCCCCCGUUUCAGAGUCUGAGACUUGUUUUUCUGUGUUGUAACUUUAUCCAGAUUGUUUCAGGUUUCUAGAUUGACCAAACUUAUUGUCUAUUUUCACAGGUUCAAACAUGCGUCUAUGACUUUAUUUAGCAAACUGGUAACUAACAGUAUAGAAUCAUUCAUCUGUCAAAAUGUGGUGAUAAAUAUUUUUUGAAGAAAAGAUGACAUGGUGAAUUUAUUGUUUAUGGCACAGCUUAGGCAUUUUAUUCUGUGUAAAUCUCUUCUUACUCAGGUUUUAGAUUAAACUUAUUUUAUAUUUAAAUCGGUAAAACGUUUUAUAUUGUCUUUUAAUAUUGUUACAUUUUCUAUGAAUUUCUCCUGUUUUGACAGUUUGACAGAAUUGACUCAACUUUACAUUUAUUUUUGUAUCAUUUCACAACAAGUUCAACUGUAUAUUUAUUAUAACAGAUUUAUGGGCUACUAGAAUAUGUUACUACUGCUGGUGUGAAGUUCAUGUGUAGGAAAAUGGUACCUAGAAAGCUAGAAUAUAGGUUAAUUUUUUAUACUUUUUUUUUUUUUUUUUUAGAAUUUCAUAUGCAUUAUGAAAAAUAUAUAUGUACUGUAUUAAAUUGAAUAUUACUGUUGUUGGAGAAUUUUGUAACAAAUAUGGAGCUAGUUUUGUUUAAACAUAAACAUGCAAAAAGCAAUUUAAUUUGCUGUGAAUCUCAUUUGGAGAAUAGUAUCUUUCAGUGUCUGGCUUCAGCCAUAACUGGUUAUUUUGAAAAAAAUGCACCGUUUGAAAAAUAAAAUGAAAAAUACUUUAAAAUGAUUAAUUAUAUUAAAUUUAGUUUUAUACAAUAUACAGUUUGUUUACUUCAAGACCAAUUGUUUUCAUCAGAAUAUUUAUUUACAUGGGAAAGUGCAUCUACAUGACGUAUAUAUUUUUUAACAGAAAAAAAACCUAUAAUGGUUAAACAAUCUUUAAAAUUUCAUUGAAAUAAUAAUAUACAUUGGUAAUCGACUUGUACCAUUAUUUAGCCAUUACUUACCAGUCUCUAAGGUGUUAUGUUGUUUUGAGACAGAGAUACGACUUUCAAUAUAAAUAUUUAAUCUACAUUUAGAUAACCCUAAUCCACUCACUGGAUUCAAAAUAGGUGUUUAACUGAACUUUUUAAAGAUGUUUAUGCUCAAGAAAAAAAUUUGAAUCUAUUUGGAAGUUUGAUGUUAGUGUUAGACUUUCAUAUAAACAGUCUUGUUAGUUGUUUAAUGUUACUAGUAACUAGCCAGUUGAGAAUUGGCCCUGACAAGUAGUUUCAUCACCUGGUGAUUAUUGGAGCCUUGUUGCUAGGUUGUGUGUGUGUAUAUAUAUAUAUUAAUCAUAAACAUAUAUUUGCUUGUCCCAGUUCUGUACAGAUGAGCGUACCAUGAGCAUUGACUUGUGCAGAUUUGUAACAUAUCAUAAUGAAUAAAAUAAUUUUUUUCACUA
Molecule: messenger RNA, 11908 nt
Organism: Gigantopelta aegis
Lineage: Eukaryota; Metazoa; Mollusca; Gastropoda; Neomphalida; Peltospiridae
Product: catenin delta-2-like
Exons: 23
Coding region: 164-4183 (1339 amino acids)
Biological process (GO): cell-cell adhesion; cell-cell junction assembly
Cellular component (GO): cytoplasm; plasma membrane; nucleus
Molecular function (GO): cadherin binding
Source: RefSeq, a predicted model, not a curated record